Molecule: messenger RNA, 2517 nt
Organism: Adineta ricciae
Lineage: Eukaryota; Metazoa; Rotifera; Eurotatoria; Adinetida; Adinetidae
Source: the annotation of a GenBank genome assembly
AUGCCGGUAGUGAUAUUUCUUCUCGACAAUUCGGCAUCGAUGAAUCAAAUGACUCAUAUGGGUACAAGUCUGUUUGAUAUAAGUAAAGGAGCAAUCGAACAGUUCUUUAAAAUACGGCAAAGAGAUGCUGCUGCGGCGCGAACAGAUCGAUAUAUGCUAUUAACAUUAGAUGAACCACCGACGAAUGUUAAAGUUGGAUGGAAAGAGCCGAUGACUGUGUUUAACAAUCAAUUGAGAAGUCUUGAAGCUACUGGAUUAACACAAAUGGGUGCUGCUAUUAAACAAGCUUUUGAUCUGCUCAAUCUCAAUCGACAUGCUGCUGACCAUGAUACUUAUGGUUACGGUCGAUUUCCACAUCUACUUGAACCGUCAUUGAUUAUUGUCAUUACAGAUAAACAGAAACUAACAACACCAGCGGGCGUUCAAAAUGAAAUUAAUAUACCAAUGAACACUGGACCUCUUGGAAGCGAAUUAACAAAAGAACCGUUUCGAUGGGAUCAACGUUUGUUUGCCAUUGUUCUGGCUUUGCCAGCUAAUAAUUCAUCGUUAGCUCAAACGGGAAAUCUUGGAAAUACGACAAAUACUGGUCUGGGUGAUGUACCGUCGAAUCAAUUUAUUCCAGCAGCCGUUGAUCAGCCAAUUACUGCUAUGUGUGAUGUAACCGGCGGUCGUUCAUAUUUAAUCACUUCGCAACGUGCUUUAUACCAAUGUUUAGAAUCGCUUGUACAAAAAAUUCAGAUCGGCGUGGUCGUCAACUUAGAUAAAGUGAUAACUGAAAGCGAUACAGAACGAUGUGCGUGGCAUUCAUGUCGAAAAAUGAUUACGAUUCCACGUUCGCUACCGAAGACAGAAAAAACUGAAUAUAAUUGGCCAAUACCAGAAGACUUUUGGCCAUCGCCUGCCAUGGCUACUCUUCCAGCUCGAUCUGCACAUGCUUCAAUCAAAUUCCAAACGAUUCCUUGUCCAACCGGAGGAGAUAAGCUUCCAUUUGAUAAAUAUGAACUGGAACCAUCACCACUAACACAAUAUAUUCUUGAACGACGACAACCGACCAUGGCUUGGCCAGUGUUCGUUCAAGGUUCAUCUCGGGCCGGUCCGAACGAGCUUGGCUCGCCAUUUGGUUAUCUGAAAGCGAGUUCAAAUCUAACCACGGUCAACUUGUACAUAAUGCCAUAUAAUUAUCAAGAAUUGUCAACCUUGUUGAAUUCUGUUUUAGAUGAAUUAAAUAAAGUGCAUGGUUCUAAUGUAAGCAAAGCUUGGCAAAAUCGUUUUGAUAGUUAUCUUCGAUCUAUUCCUCCUUAUUAUAUUACACCAUUGAGACGUGUUCUUUCUCGACAAAAACUUCAGUUCGUCUUUGAAUCUUUUGAUAAACAGAAUCCGACGCAAUCGGCUGGCCUUCUUUCACCACAGAUGCUGGGCUAUUUGAAAAAGAUUCGAUUUCAAGCAAAGAAUGAACUGGAACGAUGGCCACCAAUGCUAGAAAAACCACCACCACCAGUUCAUCUUCUUCCCUUACGGGCCGAUCUUUUAUUCGACAAAACAUCUUCGUCAAGUGCAGAUCUUCACGAACCAGGCGAUGAAUCUAUUCACAAUAAUUUUACUUUCCAAUCAAGAAGCAACCCGAAAUCAUCAUUAUCCUUACAAUCAUACCUAAAUGUAUUCGAUAUUCCUCGAGCACAGCUACUUAAUGCUGUUAUAAAACUACGCCGACAUUUAUUACAACCUACGAACUAUUCUAAUAUUCAAGAUGAUGAUGCACUACAUUCUGUUCCGAUUAAAGAAAUGUCGAACUAUGACGAGUAUCCUCGAGCCAAUGGACAAGCACCACCACUGAGAGAAAUCGAUGCUCAACCAGUUCGACAACACGUCUUUGGAAAUCCAUUUAAAGUUAACAAACCAAUCGAUGAAAUCGAUGAAUUAGUCGGAACAGCUACUGUUCCACAACAGCAACAACAGCAACAGCAGCAACUACCAUCACGGAAGCGUUCGCAAUCAGAACUAAGUUCAACAUCUGGCAGUGGAGCAAUGAAGAAGAAACGCACACCGUUAGCCCUUCGGAAUUAUGUUUAUCGGAGAAAUUCAUCACUUAGUGGUGGCAGUAGUGGUCCUUGUAGUCCUGCUACAUCGACGACAAGUACUGAUGAUGAGUUAGAUAUGGAAUCAGUAACCACUAGCAAUUCGUUAAAUCGUUUUUCAUUUGAUGUUCGUUCUGUGUUCGAUGAUGAUCAUCGCCGUCUAGUGAAAAAAUAUCGCGAAACAAAGAAGAAAGCGAAGUUAUUAUUUCGUCGACAAGCAGAUCAAGAAAUUUUAACAUUACUCGAUAGUUUUCUUUCGUCGAAUGAAUCCAAAUUAACUCUAAUUAAUGAAUUAAUAUAUGAAUGUCAAAGAUUGUAUCCGGCAUUUGAACCGCGUCUAGUUCAAUAUAAAAUGACCAUUGUCACUGAUUCGACAGGACAAGACGAUGAGCAACCUUCAUCAUCUUCACCUUCUUCGAUAAUUCUUGAUGAUUAUAUGUGA